UGCCUGGAACUUCCCCUCGGUUCUACCAUGCACCUGCGGUCUGUCGCUGAGGAGUUCCCGGGCAGUGUGUGAGGCUGAGGCCGGCUCGACGCGGAGUGCUGCCCGCCCCUCGGCUCCCUGCUGGCUGCAUGCGGCUCCGUAUCCCUCCGCCUGCUCUCUGACGCUGGAGGCUGCAGUCCGGCCUCCAGCCGCGGCUGUGAACCUGCUCGCUUCGUCCGCCUCGCUCCCGCGUCAUGUUUGUUUUAUGAAGAUGCUGGUGAGGGGGACACUGUGAACUCAAUGACUGUCAGAAACAUCGCCUCCAUUUGUAAUAUGGGCACCAAUGCCUCUGCUCUGGAGAAAGACAUCGGCCCGGAGCAAUUUCCAAUCAAUGAACACUACUUUGGAUUGGUCAACUUCGGAAACACAUGUUACUGUAACUCAGUGCUCCAGGCUCUCUACUUCUGCCGGCCUUUCCGGGAGAAUGUGCUGGCCUACAAAGCCCAGCAGAAGAAGAAGGAGAACCUGCUCACAUGCCUGGCCGACCUCUUCCACUCCAUCGCCACGCAGAAGAAGAAAGUGGGCGUCAUCCCACCCAAGAAGUUCAUCUCCCGUCUACGGAAAGAGAACGAUCUGUUUGACAACUACAUGCAACAGGACGCACACGAAUUUCUGAACUACCUGCUGAACACAGUGGCUGACAUCCUGCAGGAGGAGAAGAAGCAGGAGAGGCAGAACGGACGCCUCAAGAACAAUGGCACCGCCGUCCCCACGGAGACGGAGACGGAGAACAAGACAGAGCCCACAUGGGUUCACGAUAUCUUCCAAGGCACACUGACCAAUGAGACACGUUGCCUCAACUGUGAAACGGUGAGCAGCAAAGACGAGGAUUUUCUGGAUCUUUCUGUGGAUGUGGAGCAAAACACAUCAAUAACACACUGUCUCAGGGACUUCAGUAACACAGAGACUUUGUGCAGCGAGUACAAAUACUACUGUGAGGCGUGCUGCAGCAAGCAGGAGGCACAGAAACGGAUGCGUGUGAAGAAGCUUCCUAUGAUCCUGGCCCUGCACCUGAAGAGGUUCAAGUACAUGGAGCAGCUGCACCGCUACACCAAGCUGUCCUACAGAGUGGUGUUCCCCCUGGAGCUGCGUCUGUUCAACACAUCUGGGGACGCGGUCAACCUGGAUCGCAUGUACGAUCUCGUUGCUGUGGUGGUUCACUGUGGCAGUGGUCCAAACAGAGGUCAUUACAUCACCAUAGUGAAGAGUCAUGGCUUCUGGCUGCUAUUUGAUGAUGACAUUGUGGAGAAAAUUGACGCCCAGGCCAUCGAGGAGUUUUACGGGCUUACCUCAGACAUCUCCAAGAACUCUGAGUCAGGAUACAUCCUCUUCUACCAGUCCAGGGAGUGACUGACCGCUGACAGAGGAUGAGACUGAAUAGGAUGAAACUAUUUGUAUGUUUGACCCUCAGCCCAACAGACCCCAGACUUCUGCCCUCCUUCUCCUGCUCCUCCUCCUCCUCCUCUUCCUGCUCCUCCUCCUCCUCCUCCUCCUCCCCAUCAGACCUCUCUGACACAUGUGCCAUUCCUUUGCCAGUCCCAGUGUCAUCAGCCUCUGGGGUUUAUCUGCACUUCAUCUUUCUCUCUGUGUUUAGUCACCUGCAUCUGGACUGCACUUUAAAACAAAAGCAAAAAUGCUCAACAGCAUGACAGACACAACAUGGAGUGUACGUGCUUGGUAUAGACUAGUGGGAGAAGGAGGUGAUUCUCUACAAGGAACGAGAUGAGGUAAAGGGUCUGAUGCACAUACAGACAGCUGUCAGAAAUUGUACUAUGUCAUUUAUUUAUAUAUUACGUCCCCUUCCCCCACAUGAUUCCUUUCAUUGUCCCUGUCCUUCUGAUGUGUUCAUGAAUGAAGUUGGAGACAAACACUGUAUACAAAGCAUAGAUAGAAUCUGAAGCAAUACGUUAGCAUUAAUUAUAGAAGUCACAAGCUAACAACUCCCUAAACUGAGUAAAUAACAGUCUAGAGGUUGUUUUGUUCUGUGAGCUGCACUGAGUCAACGGGACAGCUCAUGUUAUUACGAACCACAUACGAACCAAUACUUUGACACUGAAACACUACAAAGGAAAGGAAAGCCUUAAACGGAUAGUUCACCCAAAAAUUAGAACUCACUCAUCUACUCACCAGUAUGCCGAUGGAGGGGUGGGUGAAGUGUCCACAAAGAACUUGAAGAGUCUUAGGGGUAAACUUUGUUAGAGCAGAAUAAAAUACAAGGCAUUACUCCAAACUGCUUGUGUGGUGUCAACAAUGUGUCCGCAAGCCCUGACACUUCCGUUGGACUUUGGGGCUAAAAACAUCUUGUAAGAGACCUUAAUCGAGUCGAAUAUGAAUGUUGGGGCUUGCGGACACUCUGAUGACACCACAGGAGCAGUAUGGAAGCAUGUUGUGUUUUUUCUGUUUUAUUACAUCUGAAGAAGGACUCAACAUUGACUUAAAUUGUACUGGCUUCUGCUGCAACAAAGUUUCCCAAUGAAACUUUAGAAGUGUUUUGUGGACUCAAACACUUCACCCACCCCUCCAUCAGCAUAGUGCUGAGUAGACAUUCAAUUUUAGGUAAAAUAUCCCUUAAAGGUUGUUUUUUUCCCUGUUCUUUAUUCAAGAGUGUGGUCUUUCAGUUUGAGAGUAGGACUUGUUAAUUUCCUGCUCUCACUCAAAACCCUCUGCUCAAAUAUCCCUGCUUGUGCUUAGUUUUCCGGCGCUUCAGCUCCUCUUCUUGCACUUACGCUGCUUCUGUGCAUGUCUGAAAUGUCUGCUCAGAUUUUUUUAGAUAGAUUGCCAAGAGCAGUGAUGCAAAUGAAAUUACCGGGAAUCUCCUUUUGGUUACUUUUGCUGUUGAUGCUGUUCCCAUAAAAUACAGGGGAGCAAGAGAAACAGGGCAGGAAAUCUUGGCAAAAGCUCGGCUUAUAUUUGAGUGUGAGCGCAGUUAAAUCUCCAUUCAAACCAGCUGCAUCUUUAUAAUUUUUUGUUCAGAUAGAAAACCACUAUUUAUUGAAGUUAACAUAUUUAUUGCUUUAUUAUUUCUAAUACGGACCGUAUAAGUCCGUAUUAGAGGUGUUUGUGUAACGUGGCUCUUUCUAAAAGCCCUGUAUGAUAGGACUGAGGUGGAAGCUCUCAGUGUGAAGGACGUGGUGUAUGUAAUGCACAACUUCAGAUGACAGCUAAAAAAAAGUUGCUUUUAUCGGUUUCCUUUUCCUUUUUUUUGCAUGUUAAAUAAAUAUGACGGAUUAACCUGAUGCAAGCGCGACACUACCUUCCAAUAAUCUUUGGAUUGACAUGAAAAAGUGAAACUAGUGCAAUAAGAGGUGAAAUGGUUCAGUGUGCAAUUUUCCCAGUGAGACUAAUAUAUAUAGGACAUUUAAAUGUUGGUAGUAGACGUGUUUGUUUUCGGAUGAUUUUUUUUACCCAGUGCUGUGUGAGUGCUCGUGAUAUCAAAGUAAAUUCAUUUCACCAUGUGGAAUGCACACAAACUGCUGGGAUCAUAGCUUCAAUGUUCUCUCAUUCUUUUUUAAUUUCUUUCCUUUGUUGAUACACAGCAUUUUUUUUCUCUCUGGGUUUGUCUCUGACCUUGAUGAUGUUGAUUGUGUGUGUGUGUGUGUGUGUCAUACGUAGCACAUCUGAAACCUAAAUCCCAGGAUUCCAGAGGUGAAAUUCAAGCUGCAUUGUUGAGUAAUACAAUAUAUCCCUUGUACUGUAGAUGUUUUCCCCAGGGUUUGUUGACCUGCCCUGUAGAAUAGAGCGACAUGGAAGAACUGUUCAUUUGUCCUGUUUCAUGUGAAUGACAUUCCUGUUUGCUGCACAUCAGAGGAAAUUUGCAUUUCAAACACAUCUCAUUAUAAUUAAGAGUUAGGAAUAGAGUUAAUUUACUGCUUUGUCUACGUCUAUACAGGAGAGGCAGAAUUUAGAGUGACAACGGUGAAACUCUAGGUGUUCAUGCGCUUGUUUUUGUGCCGUCUCCUCCGUGUUUUCUGUCAGCGGGUGAAGUCACGAGGAAUACGUGCCAAACUGGAGUUGAUACUCACGUUGCAACAGUCCAACAGAACAUUAUUUUCUUUUUAAAGAAAGACACAAUUGUACAUGUAUAUUAUGUAGAAAAACACGUCUGGAAAUAUACAAAAUAAUAUUUUUUUAAAGUGCAAGAUUUUAGCUGAGCAUUAAUGAAACCCUGUUCAGAAGUAAUGUGCUAAUUUACAAUCACUUGAUCAUAUAGUCAAUCAGAAAGGGGUGCACAGGUCCCCAUCGGUCAUGUUGCUUUUACUGGGUUGAACUGAGCCACAGUAGCCGGAGUUGUCUGAGAUAUUUUGAGACUCAGGUGAGAGGAAAGGGACUUUUCAUGUGCUGAUCUUCCAUGAACAUUUAUGCACUCGCCCGCACUGAGAUGCUCAGUUGUUGCACUUGGUCUUAUACAGACGGGUGAUGAAUUAGAAGGUAACCCAACAGGACGUGUCUCAGGAAGAUGUUGGUCCACCAGGAGCUUGUAAAAGAGCUUCAGGACACCACAGCGUUGAUUCUACAAAUCAGAACUGGUGUGAUGGAUGCCAUUCUUCCAAAAGAUAUUUCCUUAUUUGGUGUUUUGAAGACCGUGAUUAUUCAGUUGGGUCAAGAUCAGGUUCACAAAGGCCAUGGCAUGUGAUUUAUUUUCAUAAUCAAACAUUUCACUGAUCGGUCUGGGCUUAGAUGGGGCCAUCAUCAUCCUCUGGGCUCUGCUCAUUUUACAGGUGUUUCCUUCAGUCCAUCACCCGUCUGUUUAUCUUACUGUGACAGUGUUCUACCUAUGAGAGCUCGGUCCUGCAGCCGGUAAGACCUGAUAGAGCUUGUUGUGCAAGGGAAGGAGGAGAUGAAUCCAAGUCUCUGUUUUGGCUGUAAACUGAAAGUGCACUUUAAUAGCGAUGAGCUUCAAUGCUUUAAUAUGAAGAACCACAGUCUAAUACAUUCAUUUUGAGUUAUAUUUUCUUCUGUUCAAUAAAAUGACUAUCAAAUCAA
Limanda limanda (common dab) is the source of this 5022-nucleotide messenger RNA. RefSeq names its product ubiquitin specific peptidase 46 (gene usp46). The transcript is spliced from 9 exons. NCBI's taxonomy places the organism in Eukaryota, Metazoa, Chordata, Actinopteri, Pleuronectiformes, Pleuronectidae. Gene Ontology annotation, biological process: protein deubiquitination. Gene Ontology annotation, molecular function: cysteine-type deubiquitinase activity; cysteine-type endopeptidase activity. Bases 280 to 1389 code for a protein of 369 amino acids. Gene Ontology annotation, cellular component: cytosol; nucleus. The record is from RefSeq and is a predicted model, not a curated record.